AUGUUUCACAAUAUGAUGCACAAAGAGAUUGAAGUUUAUGUGGACGAUGUAAUCAUUAAAUCAAAAGAGCAGUCUAACCAUGUCAAAGAUCUGAGGAAAUUCUUUGAAAGGCUUCGAAGAUUCAUUGCUGAACUUACGACAACCUGCAAACCGAUAUUAAAUUUAUUAAAGAAGAAUGCUAAAGUUGAAUGGACUGAGGAAUGUCAAGAAACAUUUGACAGAAUCAAGAGGUACCUAUCAAGUCCACCUAUUUUGAUUCCUCCAGAGCUAGGCAGACCUUUGAUAUUGUACAUGUCUGUGUUAGACAAUUCUUUUGGCUGCUGGAAGUUAUUGUUUGAUGGAGCUGCUAAUGUAAAAGGAGUGGGGAUAGGAGCGGUACACAGAGACUUGAUACAUUCUCCUCCAUUUGAGUUGCAUACAUUGACUGCUCCAUGGCUUUUUGUGGCUUGGGGAAUGGACGUAAUUGGACCAAUUGAACCGAAGGCCUUGAAUGGACAUAGGUUCAUCUUGGUAGCCAUUGAUUAUUUCACGAAGUGGGUGGAAGAAAUGACUUUCAAGUCAGUGAUCAACAAAGUGGUGGUUGAUUUUAUUCACUCCAACAUAAUUUGUCGGUUUGGCAUUUUGAAAAUAAUUAUCACCGAUAAUGCUGCAAAUCUCAACAGUCAUUUGAUGCAAAAAGUUUGCCAACAAUUUAAGAUUAUGCAUCAAAAUUCUACUCCUUAUCGCCCAAAGGCAAAUGGGGCUGUAGAAGCUGCCAACAAGAACUUAAAGAAAAUACUUCGCAAGAUGGUGCAGGGUUCCCGACAAUCACAUGAAAAGUUACCUUUUUCUUUAUUGGGUUAUCGUACUAUAAUUUGGACUUCAAUUGGUGCAACUCCUUACUUAUUAGUGUAUGGAACUGAAGUAGUUAUACCUACAGAGAUUGAGAUUCCAUCUUUUCGAGUAGUUGUGGAAGCUGAAAUUGAUGACGACCAAUGGGUCAAGAUUUGUUUGGAGCAAUUAAGCUUGAUUGAUGAAAAAAUAUUGAUGUCAGUAUGUCAUAAACAACUAUACCAGAAGAGAAUGGCAUGA
Messenger RNA from Capsicum annuum, 1071 nucleotides. RefSeq lists its product as uncharacterized. Gene Ontology annotation, biological process: DNA integration. The coding region runs from base 1 to 1071 and encodes 356 amino acids. The transcript is spliced from 4 exons. Gene Ontology annotation, molecular function: nucleic acid binding. The record is from RefSeq and is a predicted model, not a curated record. NCBI's taxonomy places the organism in Eukaryota, Viridiplantae, Streptophyta, Magnoliopsida, Solanales, Solanaceae.